CUAGCGGCAGUAGGGAGAAACGAAAUACGGAGGUCCAGUCGCCGUGUGUGCCGUAGAGGCUGCUGUCGCGGACGGAAGAAUGAAGCUGCUAGCAAAGAAAAAGCGAACGGCCAAGCAGUUCUGCUGUGUUCCUCGGUGCGUGCCAGCGAGAUGGAAGGACAGCGAUAUUUCCGUUCACGCACUUCCCUCCGAGUGGAAAGGCUGAAGCCGCAGAACCAGCUGGAUCGCUAACCUCCGCAUCGGCAAGGCUGUGACGCUUGCAGUGACUGUUUGCUCACGGCAUUUUGCACGAUGUAGCAUGUCAAAGACAGCGGCUGAAAAAAAUGCAGUACCAACUGAAAACCUGCCAAGGACGUCAUGUUAUGAUGAGAACAAGGAUGCUCAUAUGAAAGAGCUUUCACUGGCAAGACUUCGCCGACGUGUGUAUCGGUCAGCCAGAAAUGAAUCAAGCAAAGAAACUGUUGCCUCCCCAUUAGAAGCAAAGGUGUUGCCCCAUGCACCUGUCAGCACGACCACCAUGGACGAUCUCCCAUCCCCUGACCGCAACAGCAUGGACCAAAUAAGUGACAAAGGAAAUAUGGAAUGUGCUUGCCAACCUGGCCUCCGGACAUUAAUGGCAGAGAAGAGAAGAAAAAGACGUGGCAAAUUUCCUACUAGAAAUGGCUUCACGGACAAGGCUUACAGAAAGCAUGGUUGCCCAAGUGACAUCGGGUACUUUUCCACAGAAGUUUGUGAACACGAUAAAUAGUAGCAACGUAAAUACAUUCACAGGCCUGCCAUCAUUCGAUGUUCUGAAUGCUCGUGUGACGUGCUACACAAAAAUUCAUCCACUUUCAGGACGGCACCAGUUAUGUGCAAAAACAAUUGCACAGACAUUGGUGAAAUUGAAGCAUAUUUCCACUGCAUUCUUGAGUCACCUUUUUAACUGUUCUCUAACUACAUGUAGCAACAUAAUUGCAGAGACUGCUCAGUUGAUGUGUGAAAUUUUAAAAGUAACUGUGGCUGUGCCACCAAAAGAUGAAUUCUAGUGGCACGUUUGCAUAUUCGGCAUUAGGUGAUUCACCUGAAGUCGUGCCAUGGCUGGCGAUAUUGCAAGUAGCCUGUACUGCAUAGAGGCAUUUGUGCGUGUGACCAUGGUUCCAUCAAAGCGUGGCGGCCUUGAGAGUAAGUGCGGUCUUCUGUUUGGAAAUCCAGCAUUUUUUAUGCCAAUCAGCCACUUCAUACUUUUCAGACACGGUCGUUGCCAUGUGAUCUACAUGCUGCACUUGUUUGCAUUGGCCAAACCUGCAGACUUCAACUUCAACACACUUUUUGUAAAUUAGCAAUGCACAUUCUUUUGCAACUUGUAUUCUUCAUUGAAGUGCUGAUUUACACUACGCAUUCUGAUGCAAGUUUUCAUCUUAUGGUAUUCCGAGAUAUUUGCAGUUCACUUAUGAUCUGUGUGCAUAGAGUUGUGGUUAUUCUUCAAUGGCUGUUUGUUGUCCCUUUCCUUACUUAUAUUUUUUCACAAAAUAAACCACAUGCACUCAA
Messenger RNA from Dermacentor albipictus, 1530 nucleotides. RefSeq lists its product as uncharacterized. NCBI's taxonomy places the organism in Eukaryota, Metazoa, Arthropoda, Arachnida, Ixodida, Ixodidae. The record is from RefSeq and is a predicted model, not a curated record.